Molecule: messenger RNA, 1722 nt
Organism: Xylaria bambusicola
Lineage: Eukaryota; Fungi; Ascomycota; Sordariomycetes; Xylariales; Xylariaceae
Product: beta-lactamase/transpeptidase-like protein
Exons: 5
Coding region: 1-1722 (573 amino acids)
Source: RefSeq, a predicted model, not a curated record
AUGCUCAAUCCAUGCAGGUCCGCGGUGGUGUCUUGGCUGCUGGUCGUCGCAGCCACGAGCACAACCGCGAAGCUGAAUUGUCCGCUCUACGGCCUGGGAUACCCGAAACCCACCAACUUGCUCGCCAGUCAGGGGAUCAAGGGCGCCGCGAGCGCCCUCGACUCCGUGUUCCCGCAGUUCAUCGAUAAUGCGAACGGGACGGGCUCAGCGCGCUUCUCGUACAGCGUUGAAGUCUUCUCCGCGAGCGAGGACAAUGCGCCGCUAUGGAGCCAUUACUGGACGGCCAAGAACCUCGCCAUGAUGAACACCACGGGCGUCAAGAAGAUUGACGGCGAUACGGUGUAUCGGAUCGGGAGUCUGACCAAGGUCUUCACGAUGCUGACGUUCCUGGCUGAAGUCGGGGAUUCCGUCUGGAACGACCCGAUCGCCAAGUAUAUCCCCGAGGUCGCGGAUAUGGCGGCGAAUAGUUCCGGGAGCUCGCAUUCGCUGACGACCCCGGAUUGGGGAUCGAUUACCAUCGGCUCGCUGGCUAGUCAGAUCUCUGGGUUGAUGAGAGAUUGCAUGCCGAAUCUGACGAGCGGCGAUAUCCCGCCUUGUGGGAGUAAUCCGGUGUGCAGCAGAUCGCAAUUCUUCAACGGCCUGACGAAACUACCCCCUGCCUUCCAGCCCUUCGUCACGCCAGCGUAUUCAGACGUCGGAUACGUCCUGCUCGCCUACGCGCUGGAGAAAAUGACCGGAAGAUCGUUCCAGGAGUCCUUCGAGGAGAAGGUCAUCAAGCCCCUGAAUCUGACCCGCACGUUCUACAGGGCGCCUGCGGAUUCCCUCGGCGUGAUACCCGGCGACAGGUGGAAGACGACGUGGGCGUUUUUCAUGGGGAAUGAAUCACCUACAGGGGGUCUGUAUAGCUCGUCGACAGACAUGGCGAAAGUGGGGAGAGCGAUUUUGAAAUCUACUUUGUUCCCUGGACCCGUCACGCGCCGCUGGUUGAGGCCCGUGACAUUCAGUUCGGACCCUUCGUCCUCGGUGGGCAGUCCCUGGGGCGUCAGGAGAUUAACGCUGAUAGGGCAAAACUCAACCUACCAAUUUGCCACAACUUUCAACAAACUAGGCAGCAUAGGCACGUACUCGGCCCUGCUCGCCGUGAUCCCGGACUUCGACAUCGGCUUCAGCGUCGCCGCGGCGGGCGAAAUCCCCGCGGCCCUAGUAACCAGCAUCGCGGAUACUCUGGCGAAGACAUAUCUCCCGACACUGCAGGGUGUCAGCCGUCUCCAAGCGAACGCGUCAUACGCAGGAUACUACAAAAGCGAAACAAUCAACUCCUCUGUCACCAUCUCCGUCGACGCCACCGCGCCAGGACUGGGCGUAGGGAACUGGAUGAGCAACGGGACGAGCAUGAUGGGAUUAUCCGUGGCGCUGUCCUCGAACAUCUCCCGCGACUACUGGGACGCCAUGCAGCCUAGCGUCCGCUUAUAUCCCAGCGGGCUCUGGGACGCGCUGCCGAACGGCGGGAAGAAGGUCGGGUUCAAAGCUACCUUUGAGGACCUAGCGGGGCCGAGUGUGGCCGAGAUGUAUACCACGGAUUGCUCGACGUGGAUCGGGAUGUCGGGCAUCGUGUAUGGAUCGCAGCCGCUGGACGAGUUUGUCUUCGAGCUUGAUAAGGACGGGGUUGCGGUCGCGGUGGAGAAUGCUGCGCUUAGGAGUCGGAUGGUCAAGGUUGUUUGA